Magallana angulata is the source of this 2541-nucleotide messenger RNA. RefSeq names its product beta-1,4-galactosyltransferase 7-like. The transcript is spliced from 6 exons. Gene Ontology annotation, molecular function: xylosylprotein 4-beta-galactosyltransferase activity. The record is from RefSeq and is a predicted model, not a curated record. NCBI's taxonomy places the organism in Eukaryota, Metazoa, Mollusca, Bivalvia, Ostreida, Ostreidae. Gene Ontology annotation, biological process: carbohydrate metabolic process; proteoglycan biosynthetic process. The coding region runs from base 193 to 1131 and encodes 312 amino acids.
CGGUAUACUUUUAGUACUUUUUGGAAUGCUGAAUAAAAAGAAAAGGCGACACGUUUUAACUUUAGAAUUGAUGAAGUUGAUAAAAUACGUAGUUAUCUGAAUGGAUGAGAAACAGAUAGCCCUUUGCUGAUUUUAUCUUGAUGUCUGCAAAAAAGCCUCAAUCUUGCAAAAUCAUUCCCUGAACUCCCACAGAUGUCAGCAUGGAUACGGACUCUUGUAAAAAGAAAACGAACCAAGAUAGUUCUCGUGGGUCUGACGGUGACAUUCUCCCUGGCACUCAUCCUGAUGGUGAAGCUACAGAGUGAUACAGAGCAGCCAGUCACAAAGACACAUAAAGUCAUAAUUAGAACGGAAAACGCGGAAUCUACAACAGUGACAGAAAGACACAAAAUGGCUAUUCUGGUUCCAUUCAGGGACAGAUUUGAAGAGUUGUUGGAGUUUGUGCCAUACAUGCAUGAUUUUCUGAAUAAGCAGGGAACAGCUCAUCAGAUUUAUGUCAUUAACCAAGUGGAUGAUUACAGGUUUAACAGAGCGGCGUUGAUCAAUGUUGGAUUCUUGGAGAGUGGCAAAGACUGUGAUUAUAUCGCUAUGCAUGAUGUGGACUUGGUACCAGUUAACCCUGCCAUCACCUACCCCUACCCCAGGACCGGGGUGUACCACGUAGCCUCCCCCGAUCUCCACCCCCUUUACCACUACAAGAAGUUUGUUGGGGGGAUACUGCUCUUGACGAGGGAUGCCUUCACAAGUACCAAUGGCAUGUCCAAUCGAUAUUGGGGUUGGGGACUGGAGGAUGAUGAAUUCUUUGUCAGAAUGAGGCGACAGAUGCUAGAGAUUGAGAGACCCUCUGGCAUUACAACAGGUUACGAGACAUUUCGCCACAUACAUAAUCGGAAGAAAAGACGACGUGACACAGCCAAACACUUUAAUCAAACACAGGAAUUAAGACACUUGGACAAAAAGACAGGGGCCAGUAAUAUCAAAUACACGAUAGACAGCAAAACAGACAUCACUGUGGCCGGAGCACCUGCCAAAAUCAUAAACGUUGUUCUGGACUGUGACCUGAAAGAUACGCCCUGGUGUCUGAAGCCAGAGUAUCAUACUGUAUACAAAGCUAAAGGACUAAUACCAUAGGAUUAUCUUACUUAAUACUAAUGAAUAAUAUACUACCAUGUACAAAGCGAAAGGGUUAAUACAAUAGGAGUGUCAUCAUAGUAUCAUAGUGAAUACAAAGCUAAAGGAUUGAUGCAAUAGUAGUACAUGUAUCCUCAUAGUAUCAUAGUGGAUACAAAGAUAAAGGAUUGAUACAAUAGUAGUACAUGUAUCCUCAUAGUAUCAUAGUGGAUACAAAGAUAAAGGAUUGAUACAAUAGUAGAACAUGUAUCCUCAUAGUAUCAUAGUGGAUACAAAGAUAAAGGAUUGAAACAAUAGGAUUAUUCUCAAAGUAAAUGUAUUAAACUGUGUAUAAAGCUAAAGAAUGAUACUAUAGAUUUACUCCCCUUUAUCCCACUCUGUAUAAAACAAGGAUAAAUGGGAUUUGCAUCCGAAAUUUCACUGUGUACAAAGAUAAAGAAUCAGUAGGAUAGGGCCAUCCUUUAUAGUCCCAAUUUCCUGAAUGUGUUGUGAUUUAUCAUCUUAUCAUCAUCCAAUACAUUGUGUAAAAAGUGGAAAUAUUAACACUGUCGGACUUGUCUGAAUUAAGAGAAUGUAAGAGGAUGGAUUUAAUCAUUUAUAAUGAUAUGUACAGUAUGUAACAUUGGAUUUACCUACUAACUUCCUUGUAUCAUGGCAGCCAGGUAUGAAAAGAAUCCUGUUAAAAAGUGCCUUGGGAUAAAUCCUUAAAAUCCUAACAUGCUAUGGACUGGAAGAAAUUCUGGUCCUUAUAGAUAUUUUUCAAAACCAUGAGAAGAUAGCCAGUAUCAGUACUUUGACAUAGUUUUGAAAACAACUGUUAUUUAUGUUAGACAAAUGGCAAACAUAAUACGUAAAAAGCAAAUUCAUACUGUUUUCUUCCACAAGACAAGUAUUUUCAUUGUUCAGACAGUACUUCAGAUUUUUUUUAAUAUAUUAAGAAUAUACUUCAACAGACUUGCCCAAUAGAACAACGAAAAUGCUGUUAAAAACAUAUAAUUUUGUUUAAAUCAUUUGUUUUAUCAGUAAAUGUUUAUAAGCAUAUGUUAUGGACAUGGGAUCAUUUAUUUCAGGAGUAUAUACAUGUCUUAUGUGAUAUCUUAAAGUUUGUCCAUGAUUUUUCUUGUAUGCAAGUUAUUUUAUUGCAUAAAAAUGUGCAAUAUCAUGCAAGUUCAGAAGAAUGAAUGUGUUAUUUUAUGAAUUUUUUAAACUUUUAUAUAAAAGAUAGGUUGAGAGUUUUAUAUUGAAUUUAACACUUUCUCCGGGUACAAUUUUAUAGCAUUAUUUCAUCAAACAUUUUCCAAUAUCUUGUCAUUGUAUGGUUUGAUAUUUAUUUUAUUGUCACCUUGCACCAUGCAUGAUAGAUAAAUGACCAUGUCAUAUCAUAUUUCUAUUAAAGCAAUGCUAUCACUA